Messenger RNA from Zea mays, 1877 nucleotides. RefSeq names its product transcription factor AIG1. The transcript is spliced from 2 exons. Lineage: Eukaryota; Viridiplantae; Streptophyta; Magnoliopsida; Poales; Poaceae. The record is from RefSeq and is a predicted model, not a curated record. Gene Ontology annotation, molecular function: protein dimerization activity; DNA-binding transcription factor activity. Gene Ontology annotation, biological process: regulation of DNA-templated transcription. Bases 333 to 1445 code for a protein of 370 amino acids.
AGCCCUAGCCGUCUCGAUCGACAAUUAGGCGACCAGCUCACCCCCUCCGCGGUGCGAAAAGGCGACAGGACGCAUAGCAAAAAGCUAUGGCGGACGGCCUAAAGCCACACACGAGUGUCGCGCAACGAAGUGGGCAGGUCGACACAACCGAGAGUUUAAAAGGCACCACCCGGCCGUCCCACGCUUUCCUUUGACCGGCAAAGCAAAGAGAAGAAGCGAGAGCACCACACGAGGCGAAGCAGCCGCCGCGCCGUCCCCAAGAAUCCACCAGCAAGCUACCGUUACGCUACCUCAGCUCCUGCGAGAGGGGCGCCGCCGACCGACCGAUCGGGAUGUGGGAAGGCGGCGGCUUUCACGGCAGCCACGAGGCGCUCCUGCUGCAGGCCGCCGGAUCAGGAGCGGCCGACUACGGGCACGGCGCCGGCCCGGCGCUCCUGCCGUGGCUCGGCCCGGCCGCCGGCGCCGCGCCGGGGUUCUCCUACAUGGCCCCACACCACGCGCAGCCGGGGCCGUCGGGCGCUGAGGCGGCCGCGAGCCCUUUCGGCUUCGGCGGCGGCGGGUACAGCGACGGCGGGGUGGGUGGACAAUUCGGGGUGUUCGGCGGCCCAGAGACCGCGCUGCCUGCGCCGCACGGUCUGGCUGCCGCAGCCGGUGGUGGGACGUCGGCGAUGCAGCACGGGUCGAGGAUGGUGUCCGGCCUUCUGGGCACCCUGCAGAUGGAGCUGGGGCGGAUGGCGGCCAAGGAGAUCAUGGACGCCAAGGCGCUGGCGGCCUCUCGCAGCCACAGCGAGGCCGAGCGCCGCCGCCGCCAGCGCAUCAACAGCCACCUCGCCAGGCUCCGCAGCCUGCUCCCCAACACCUCCAAGACGGACAAGGCGUCGCUGCUGGCCGAGGUGAUCGAGCACGUCAAGGAGCUGAAGCGGCAGACGUCGGCGGUGCUCGAUGUCGAGGGGGAGGAGGCCGCGGCGGCGCGGCAGCGCCUGCAGCUCCUGCCCACGGAGGCGGACGACCUGGCGGUGGACGCCACGGAGGACGGCGAGGGCAGGCUGGUCGUGCGAGCGUCGCUGUGCUGCGAGGACCGCGCCGGCCUCAUCCCCGACAUCGCCCGCGCGCUCGCCGCGCUCCGCCUCCGGGCGCACCGCGCCGAGAUCGCCACGCUCGGCGGCCGCGUCCGCAACGUGCUGCUCAUCACCGCCGCCGCCGACGACGACGAUGGGGAAGGAGAAGGAGACGACGACGACGACGACGUCGAAGGCGAUGGCGGGUGCGCCGGCGGCAACGCCUCGUCCAGCCGGAGGCACGAGCUCGUCGCGUCCAUCCAGGAGGCGCUGCGCGGCGUCAUGGACUGCAAGACGGCGAGCAGCGACACUUCCUCCUCGUCUAACGGCGGCGGGAGCAUGAAGAGGCAGCGCAUGAGUGGUGCGCAUGAGCAAGGUUCGCUUUAGUGUGCUAAAACUAGCUAGUAGCUGCCUCCCUCGAUGCAAGCAUGAAAUAUGCAAGCAUGCGUGCAUGGCUAGCUAGCUUCUCAAACUCAAGUUAUUAAUUAGUAUAGUUAUAAAGCUAUAUAGCCACUUCAAACUUGGGACGAGCGAGCUGAAUCUUCUGUUUUUGUUACUAUGGUAUGGUGUGUGCAUGAGGGAAAGAAAAUGGGAACACAUGGACAUGCAAGUUGAUUAGUAGGAGAGUUUCAUUGUAUCCCUUAUAUAUCUUUGUGGUGCAUUAUUUUUUACUUAGUUCGCGUAUGUAUUAUUGUGGGGAGUGGGGGAAAUUUGAGGGGUUACUGAUAAACCGCUCGUAACAUGGGGGGUGGUAAGGGUGUACACAUGUAUAAUCUCUGGGUUAUUAUAAUGGAAGAUGGAAUUGGCGGGGUUGAUCAU